GACACAACCACUGGCCAUAGUGAUGUCACAUCCUCCUCUAUAUAAACAAAAAACACACUAGUUUAUUCAAGCUAGCCACACGCUACAGUUCCUCAUUGAUCGAAUACAUAACAUUUGUCAGCCCAUUUACUGUAGAUUUGCCCCCCCCCAAUGUAAACUGGGAAACAUGGCUUGGAAGUUCACUAGCUCUGCUGUAUUUAGUGAUGUAGAAAGCUAAGCUGCUCUCUCCUGUCGUAUUAGGGUGAAAAACGUUCAACAUUUAAUUUUUUUGAACGUGUCCUCAGUUCGAUGUGACUUGUGAUUCGCUGCUAAUGUGUUUACGCGUCAAGUAGUCUUCAAUUGUAUUAUUAUGAGCUUUUGUGGCACAUCAGUGUGGAUUGCUAACUAAACCAUUAGCCACCCAGUUACAGUAUUUACUCUGGAACUCAAGUCCCGUCAACAGAUACACCAAAAGCCUAGUGUCUUUUUCUACAAACCCGUAUAAUCAUGACUGCCAUGCGAGUGGAUGCUAAGGUGGUCAUGCUUGGCAAGGAGAGUGUGGGUAAAACCAGUCUGGUGGAAAGAUACGUACAUGGCCGGUUUCUUGUGGGACCAUAUCAAAAUACUAUAGGGGCUGCGUUUGUUGCGAAAGCCCUCAACGUCGGUGACAAGGUGGUUACUCUGGGAAUAUGGGACACUGCUGGGUCUGAACGCUAUGAAGCUAUGAGCAGAAUCUAUUACAGAGGAGCGCGUGCUGCCAUUGUCUGCUACGACUUGACUGACAGCAGCAGUUUUGGAAGGGCCAGGUUCUGGGUGAAGGAGUUACAGAACUGUGAAGAGCACUGCAAGAUAUAUUUGUGUGGCACCAAGAGUGACCUCAUUGAGGCCGAUCGAAGUGUGCGGCAAGUAGACUACCAUGAUGUUCAAGACUUUGCAGAUGAAAUAGGUGCACAACAUUUCGAGACCUCCAGCAAAACAGGAAAAAAUGUUGAUGAGGUGUUUCAGAAAGUGGCUGAAGAUUUCAGUAGCUGUGCUUUAGAGUUCAUGCAAGAAGAGAAGGGGGUGGAUCUUGGGCAAAAGAAGGACUCUUAUUUUGACAACUGCUGCCAUAACUGACCUAUCACAGGAAAAACUGCUGUAUCAUAUGGUCUAUUUUGGGAUGACUGGAGGCUCACCAUCUUUUAUACUCUUCAAAGCAUCAGCUAGAGUUUUUUUUUUUGCUCUUUCCUUAUUUCUUUUAUGAUUUUUCUUUUCUGGUGUGCAGUAGAACAUGAAGGAUUCCACUUUUUCCAGUGUUCAAGCAAUGAACUCUUUUUCUUUAUCAGGAACAUGUUUUUUUUUUUUGGGGACCUGAGAAUGUUGACUGAAACUAAUAUUAACAGUGCGUGGCAAUCCGUUUUACCAAAAAGACAAGACGCAAAGCAAGCUUUAGGGACAGAUUUCAUUGCAUGGAGGUGAUCGUUGCCAAUUUUCACAAACAAUGCCUUGAGUGAUUUAUCACCUUUUAUGAUUUAAAGUGUCUCCAUUUUAUAGAUCUUUUGAGGAUCGUAAUGUUUACACCCUUCAUUUAUCACACUGCACUCAUGUAUGAACAAUUUAGUUUCAUAUGUCCACACUAAAGUUUCAGUUUUCACAGAUCUGAGACCAGUUCAAACAUUUUUCUCAUAAUGAUAAAGAUUUAGAUGUUGAUAGAAUGGAAAAUUACAUAGUAAAAGUAAAAGGCAGUUUCCAAUUAAUAUGUUCUUAAAUUGUAAUGAAGCUGAACAAUUGAUGUCAAAAUGUCAAAGGCUAAUAACCAUAGUUACUUGAGGCAUUUAUAAUAUCAUGAUUAAUCUGAUAUGCGGGAGUAUCAACUCCGCAACAACAACAAAAA
Messenger RNA from Sinocyclocheilus anshuiensis, 1852 nucleotides. Its product is annotated as ras-related protein Rab-24-like. The coding region runs from base 487 to 1095 and encodes 202 amino acids. Lineage: Eukaryota; Metazoa; Chordata; Actinopteri; Cypriniformes; Cyprinidae. The transcript is spliced from 9 exons. The record is from RefSeq and is a predicted model, not a curated record. Gene Ontology annotation, molecular function: GTP binding; GTPase activity.